Molecule: messenger RNA, 2256 nt
Organism: Pseudoliparis swirei
Lineage: Eukaryota; Metazoa; Chordata; Actinopteri; Perciformes; Liparidae
Gene: gtse1
Product: G-2 and S-phase expressed 1
Exons: 12
Coding region: 158-2107 (649 amino acids)
Cellular component (GO): cytoplasmic microtubule; microtubule cytoskeleton
Molecular function (GO): microtubule binding
Source: RefSeq, a predicted model, not a curated record
GCAGAUUUGAAUCGUUGGUGUGUUUUCGUGUCACGGCUUGAAUGCGACGCAGAAAAAGAAGACUCGAGUUUCCAGAGGAGCUUAAAGUUUACCGGUUCCCUGAGGGUCUGAACCGGAUCACUCGGCCCCCCUGACAGAGGAGAACCCAACAGUGGGGAUGGACCGCGGAGCUGAGAGCGAUCUGUUCCUGCUGGCCGACGAGAAGUUCGACUUCGACGUGUCCCUGUCACCGGCCAGCUCCGAUGAAGAUGAAGACGAGGUGUUUGUGGGUCCCGUCAGCCACAAGCAGCGCUUUGCCUCCGUCACCGUGGGGAGCUGGAGUCCUCUGAGCGGCGACCAGCUGGAGGAGGUGUGUCAGGAAGCCCGCCGGCUCGCCGACCAGCUGCAGGGACUGAGCCGGCCGCGCGGCGAGGACGCCACGGCCUCGGACGCCACGGACGCCACGGCUACCGUCUCCCCUGACGGGUUCGUCCGGAGCUCCAAAGCCGAGCUGGCGCUCCGUCAGGCCGCCGGCGCCCCGAGUCCCAUCAAGCGCCAGACCUUCUGUGUGCAGGACAGUCCCAUGAAGCUGCUGCCGCCCGCCGACCAGCGGCGCCUGCUGAGAGGCCCCGUGGCCAACGCCGCAUCCACCCGCCCCGUGGCCAACGCCACAUCCGCCCGCCCCGCCGCCAAGGUCGCAUCCACCACCCUGCACGCCGGCGCAGCCUCGCCCGGCCACCUCGCCGGCGCCGGUCGCAGCAGCUCCAGUCCCGUGGCGGCGGUCAAGCCGCUGGCCCGGACGGGGCUGCGUGGGCGAGCCGCCCUCAGCGGCGCCGUCGUGCUGCCGAGCAAACCGGCCGCCGCUUCCUGUUCCGCCGGCAGGAGCGCGGCAGAGAAACCCCGACUGCAACCGCCGAGCAGAACGUUGGGGAGUUGGAGGCGGAGCCCGUCGCUCAGUGCGGCGGGGUCGUGUGAGGAUCUGCUCUCCGACUCGGCGAGCGUGGCGUCCGACGUCAGCGACUCCUCCCUCAACGGGAAGCGCACGCUGGCUCCGCCCACAAAGCGUGCUCUGCUGAACCCGUCGGGUGUAAAGGCUCCGCCCCUUCAGAGGAGGCGGGUGACUGAGAGGAAGAACUCGUCCUCGUCCUCCUCCUCGCUGUCCAGCUUCAACUCCAGCUUCUCUCUCUCCCCGGCUCCCGGUAAGCUGAGCUCCACUGGUCCCGCCCCCAUCAGCAGGCCACGCCCCUACGCUGCCCCCCCAGAGCCGGCCGCAGCCGUCCGCCGCUGCUCGCUGUCCACGCGGGCCAGGAAGCUGUCGGAGGCGGAGCGCCUCAAGGCCGCCAGUUCCACGCCGCUGAAGAGGGCCGAGGCCACGCCCCUCCAGCUGACGCCCGCCAAGAGGGCCGCCUCCAUCCCCGCCGCCGCCUCGGCCCGGCUGCAGAAGAACAGACCGGAGGCCACGGUGGCACCGACGGUUGGCGGAGGAGGCGGUCGCCAUGGAGACACUGCAGACGCCUCGAGGCCCAAGAGGCUGACGUCUGUGGACAGUCUUCCUCAGACGCCCUCUGCUGGCGGCUGCAGGUCACGGCGGCCCUCGGCCCUGCCCACCCCGGUGAGGCGCAGGAUGUCCUCCAUCCCCGUUGCCACGCCGACCAGGCCGCCGCCGCCCACCUUUGACCCCGCCUCGGCCGGCAGGAGCGAGAAAAGCUGCAGCCCCACCCCUGCAGACACACAAGAGGCGGAGCUUGUGGAUGUCCACCCCUUCUGUCUCGAGGAGGAGGAGCCACCUGCUGCCCUGCCCCCCGCCAGCCCCCCUCCACAGACUGCUGACCAAUCAGGAAGCACAGAUCAGGGCGGAUCAGAGCCCAGCAAGAACCUGAUCGAACUGGAACCCACAGAGGAGGAAAGCAACACACAGGAGGUGCUCCUGUUGGAUCUUCCGGCUCCGGCCCCGCGGCCUCAGGAGAAGCUGCUCAUCGACUUGACCAACACGCCGGACCUGAUGCGGACCGGCGGCAACAAGACCUGCUCCGCCUCUCAGCUGAUCGACUUGAGCUCUCCGCUCAUCAAGUGGAGUCCAGACGAGAAGAGAGAGAACGUCGCUCCGCUCAUCAACCUGUCCUUCUGACCCUGGAGACCUGGACCCUGUCUUCAGAAACCCUUAUUAUCCCGUUAAGUUAAUGACAGAGUUUUAUGUUUUUAAAUGAUGAAAAUAUUCAAAAUGUUCUUUUUAUUUGUCUCCGGCUCGUCUGAAUAAAUGUUAAUGUCUCGACUGUC